Messenger RNA from Cottoperca gobio, 791 nucleotides. RefSeq names its product calmin-like. The record is from RefSeq and is a predicted model, not a curated record. Gene Ontology annotation, biological process: nuclear migration. The transcript is spliced from 4 exons. Gene Ontology annotation, molecular function: actin filament binding. Lineage: Eukaryota; Metazoa; Chordata; Actinopteri; Perciformes; Bovichtidae. Gene Ontology annotation, cellular component: cytoplasm; nuclear outer membrane; meiotic nuclear membrane microtubule tethering complex. Bases 280 to 531 code for a protein of 83 amino acids.
UCCCACCUCGGAAAUACCAACCAGGUGCUGCAGCUCCUUCCUGCCCUGCUCUCCUCUCCUCUCCACGGGCUGUCCUCCCGGAGCUCCCGCUGUAAAUACCCGCGAUGUCCAGCCAGUGAGUGAAACCCUCCCGUGUGUACCCGCCUUGCAUGGCUCUCGGUCGGCCGGCCGGACAAUAGACAGCCCGUCUGCCCGCUGCAGCAGCUUCUCCUCCUCAGCCGGGGGGAGCUUCCUCAGUGUUCCUGCCCGGGAUCCCUGCAGCACUCUCCGCGGCUCCAGAUGGCUGGACACGAGUGGGAAGACUGGUUCGAGCGGGAGGAAUUUAUCGGACAGAUCAGCGACAUCCGAGUACAGAACCUGCAAGUGGAAAGAGAGCUGGUUCAGAAGAGGACCUUCACCCGAUGGAUGAACCUGCAUUUAGAAAAGUGUGACCCGCCUAUUGAGGUCCAUGAUCUUUUCCGGGACAUCCAGGACGGACACAUCCUCAUGGCCCUGCUGGAAGAGGUCUCCGGCUGCAAGCUGCCACGAUAGAAACAUCAUCAUCACGCCCACUGGCUUGCUGUGAAUUCUCCGCACAAUAAGACCUCACACAGACUUUGCACUCGGGAGCUGGCGGGGGGAAGUCAGUUCGAUGUCCAGUCUGCAUGACUCGGUAACAUCGAGAUAAUCUAAGGGUUGCAAUGCAUGUGUGAAAGGGGCUAUAUGUGCAGCUUGUGUGGCAGUACUGAUAUUAAGAGUAGUUGUGUUGCUUGGCAGUUUUUAUACUAGUCAGUAAUACUUUCCUUAUUCUA